GGCUCGGCCUCAUGGCAACCAGGGGCUCCGAGCACGUGUCGAAGAGGUCAUAGCCCAGCUGCAGCCCAGGCAGUAGGGCCCGCCCACUGUUGAUCUCCUCCACGGCCAUCUUCACGGCCAGCGCCCACAGCAGCCCGAGGGAUGAGAACCUGGGGUGCACGGGGCUGCAGGGGUGGCCACCGCGCACCGACUGGGGGCACCCUCGGCCCUCCAGGCUGCUCACCCCUCACCCUCGCCCCUGACCAUGGACACCUGCCGCUCCGCUCCUCACCUGUCGCACACGGGGCCUGAGGGUUGCGUCUGGUUGCCAAGGGGCCGGCCAGGACGUGGGUCGCAGCUGCAUCCUUUUGUCCAUCGCGGGCAAGAACGUCAUGCUGGACUGCGGAAUGCACAUGGGCUUCAACGAUGACCGGCGCUUCCCCGACUUUUCGUACAUCACCCAGAAUGGCAGGCUGACUGACUUCCUCGACUGUGUGAUCAUCAGCCACUUCCACCUGGACCACUGCGGGGCACUCCCCUACCUCAGCGAGAUGGUGGGCUACGACGGGCCCAUCUACAUGACGCAUCCCACCCAGGCCAUCUGCCCCAUCCUGCUGGAGGACUACCGCAAGCUCGCCGUGGACAAGAAGGGCGAGGCCAACUUCUUCACCUCCCAGAUGGUCAAGGACUGCAUGAAGAAGGUGGUGGCUGUGCACCUCCACCAGACGGUCCAGGUGGAUGACGAGCUGGAAAUCAAGGCCUACUACGCGGGCCACGUGCUGGGGGCAGCCAUGUUCCAGAUCAAAGUGGGCUCUGAGUCUGUGGUGUAUACGGGCGAUUACAACAUGACUCCGGACCGGCACCUGGGAGCUGCCUGGAUCGACAAGUGCCGUCCCAACCUGCUCAUCACGGAGUCCACGUAUGCCACAACCAUCCGUGACUCCAAGCGCUGCCGCGAGAGGGACUUCCUGAAGAAGGUCCACGAGGCCGUGGAGCGCGGCGGGAAGGUGCUCAUCCCCGUGUUUGCGCUCGGCCGCGCCCAAGAGCUUUGCAUCCUGCUGGAGACCUUCUGGGAGCGGAUGGACCUGAAGGCCCCCAUCUACUUCUCCACGGGCCUGACCGAGAAGGCAAAUCACUAUUAUAAGCUCUUCAUCACCUGGACCAACCAGAAGAUCCGGAAAACUUUUGUCCAGAGGAACAUGUUUGAGUUCAAGCACAUCAAGGCUUUUGACCGAGCGUUUGCCGACAACCCCGGGCCCAUGGUGGUGUUUGCUACACCGGGGAUGCUGCAUGCCGGCCAGUCCCUGCAGAUUUUCCGGAAGUGGGCUGGGAAUGAGAAGAACAUGGUCAUCAUGCCGGGCUACUGCGUGCAGGGCACCGUGGGCCACAAGAUCCUGAGUGGGCAGCGCAAGUUGGAGAUGGAGGGGCGGCAGGUGCUGGAGGUGAAGAUGCAGGUGGAGUACAUGUCCUUCAGCGCCCAUGCCGACGCCAAGGGCAUCAUGCAGCUGGCCCGGCAGGCCGAGCCCGAGAACGUGCUGCUGGUGCACGGCGAGGCCAAGAAGAUGGAGUUUCUCAAGCAGAAGAUCGAGCAGGAAUUCCGGGUGAGCUGCUUCAUGCCAGCCAACGGUGAGACAGUGACGGUGCCCACGAGCCCCAGCAUCCCUGUGGGCAUCUCGCUGGGGCUGCUGAAGCGGGAGAUGGCACAGGGGCUACUCCCAGACGCCAAGAAGCCACGGCUGCUGCAGGGCACUCUGGUCAUGAAGGACAGUACCUUCCGGCUGGUGUCCUCCGAGCAGGCCCUCAAGGAGCUGGGUCUGGCUGAGCACCAGCUGCGCUUCACCUGCCGUGUGCACCUGCACGACGCCCGCAAGGAGCAGGAGACAGUGCUGCGGGUGUACAGCCACCUGAAGAGCGUCCUGAAGGACCGCUGUGUGCAGCACCUUCCCGACGGCUCGGUGACUGUGGAAUCCAUCCUGGUGCAGACCACCACCCACUCAGAGGACCCCAGCACUAAGGUGCUGCUGGUUUCCUGGACCUACCAGGAUGAAGAGCUGGGGAGCUACCUCACGUCGCUGCUCAAGAAAGGGCUCCCCCAGGCCCCCAGCUGAGGCCCACCUGCCAUCUGCCCUGCCACCCGGCCAGAGGGCUCAGGCCUGCUGGGGUCCUCGUGGUGUCCACAGGGCUGAAAGCCCCUUAGUGGACUAUAGCUUCCAGCCCUGGCCCAGGCCCCCAGUGCUCCCGUCUGAGCAGCCACUUUGUGCAGGAGAAAUAAACGGAGUCUCCAGUG
Choloepus didactylus (southern two-toed sloth) is the source of this 2266-nucleotide messenger RNA. It is a transcript of the gene INTS11, whose product is annotated as integrator complex subunit 11. The record is from RefSeq and is a predicted model, not a curated record. The transcript is spliced from 17 exons. Bases 372 to 2087 code for a protein of 571 amino acids. Gene Ontology annotation, biological process: snRNA processing. Lineage: Eukaryota; Metazoa; Chordata; Mammalia; Pilosa; Megalonychidae. Gene Ontology annotation, cellular component: nucleus.